This is a messenger RNA of Dicentrarchus labrax (European seabass), 4091 nucleotides long. Its product is annotated as retinoblastoma-like protein 2. The transcript is spliced from 15 exons. Gene Ontology annotation, biological process: cell differentiation; regulation of transcription by RNA polymerase II; negative regulation of G1/S transition of mitotic cell cycle. Gene Ontology annotation, cellular component: nucleus; transcription regulator complex; chromatin. The record is from RefSeq and is a predicted model, not a curated record. NCBI's taxonomy places the organism in Eukaryota, Metazoa, Chordata, Actinopteri, Moronidae. Bases 248 to 1885 code for a protein of 545 amino acids. Gene Ontology annotation, molecular function: RNA polymerase II transcription regulatory region sequence-specific DNA binding.
CAAGUUGGGGCUUGUCUACAGCUGAGAGAGGCCAAUGAUCUAAACUUCCUCAGUCUGCAGAGCAGCAGGUUGGCUGCUCUGAACCCAUGCUGCAACUCUCCACUGCUACCAGCCGACAUAAGAGACACUCAGGAGGAAUCUUAGAUCAGAAGAGCCUGCAUCUGGCUCUUGAGCUCAACGAAACCACUCACAAGAGUGACUGGUGCCCAUUCUGAGGCUCUCAUCCGGUGGGAGUGUGGUGGUCACCAUGGCAACCACCGAGCCUCAGGGUAACCUGGGAAAGCUGAGGUUUGGCCCCAGUGACAGCCUGAUCGCUAUGUUCAGGGCCUGCUCCAGAGAUCCAACCGAGGCCAUUAAAGCCAGACUGAGACGUAUGCUGCACACAUUUCUGCAACACCACCGGGACAAUGCAGGAAAUGAGACGACCAACGAGUUGGCAGCAAAGUGCUGCUGGGAAGCGGGGAUCUGGUAUUACAGGAUCCUGGAGAACCACGCCAGCCAAGAGAGGAAAAGACUGGGCAUCAGUGACAUCUCAGCCAUCUUGGAGAAUGAUCUUUUCCACUGCUGUCUGGUGGCCUGUUGUCUGGAGAUGACCAUAUCCUCAAACCGUCUGCCUUGUGACUUCCCUCUGCUUCUUCAGAUCCUGAAACUGGCUCCAUACCACCUCUGGAAGGUGAUUGAGCUGGUGUUGCGGGCUGAAGUGGGCCUGCCUCGUGCUGUGUUCACACACCUCGCCCAAGUGGAAGAGAAAGUGCUUGAAAGCUUGGCCUGGACCUGCGACUCACCGCUGUGGGAAGAAAUCAGACCCAACGAGGGCCAUCUGCCGACCUGCCAACAGGUGAUGCCUCCUACACAGGUUGAAGAUCCAAAAACUACAGACUUGCAACCUGACGAAAACCUGCCAGCAGUUAUCUUGUUGUCAGCCGGUCUCGGUUCGGGAGCUGACCUGUCUGCCGGCACCGACCAACAGCAUUCCCCGUCAGCUGUGAACAGGCCUCGGAGAUGCAACUCUCUCCACAUGUUUGCUCGUAAGGUUUACAGCCUGAUGGGCCGGCGUCUCAGGGAGCUGUGUUCCACACUGGACAUUUCUGAUGAUCUGCGGUUGAAGAUCUGGACCUGUUUUGAGUACUCUUUGGUCUACUGCACUGACCUCAUGGUAGAUCGUCACCUGGACCAACUGCUCAUGUGUGCCAUCUACAUCAUUGCAAAGAUUACCAAGGUGGAGAUACCCUUCAAACACAUAAUGAAGUGCUACAAGUCUAAGCCACUUGCCAACAAAAGUGUCUGCAAAAAUGUGCUGAUUUCCGGAAGAGACACAGAAAAUGAUCUCACUGGAAACAACAAUAAUGGUGACCAAAGCGACGGUAUCCUGACCCCCAACACACCAUCAACACAUUAUCCGGGACUUUGUCAGGAGGAGAGGGGCAACCUUAUUUACUUUUACAACCAGGUCUACACAACAAACAUGGAGCACUUUGCCAAGCAGUUUGCCCCGACCCCUGGAGGAGACACCCCUCCUUUGUCUCCAUACCCCAGACAGUGGAAAGUAUCUCCUCGCAGGCGCAGGCUGUCCCCCAGCUACCCCAUCUUCAUUUCACCAUACAACCCAGAAACCACUUUACCCCGUACAUCCGGACUCUGUUACUACUUCAACUCAAGCCCCCCAGAGCGUCUGCGUGAGAUCAAUAACAUGGUCAGGACGGGCAGGUCACCCAACAGGCGAAGCUAUGGGGUAUCUUUGGAUAGAGAAGAGGAGGAGGAAGAAGUAGGGAUGGAGGAAGAAGGUGGUCCUUCAGUAAAGAGGCUUCGUUUGGAUGAGUCAGCCUGGCAGAGGCGACUAAGGAAUGUGGUGAAUGAUCGAGGGGCAAGAAGGGACCAGGAAUAACCCUCUCCAGUUACAAAGCCGAACCUGCACUAGAGCAGAGAGGAGUCUCACUCUGCUCCUGUUUCUGAGACUGUAACAACAGUGUUAAAAGAGCAGCACAGAGCAGUAUUGUCUUUGCCUUCCAGUCUAAGCUAAAAUUAUUCCUUUUUUGUUCUGCAUUAUGUCUGACACUUACUGUCCUUGAAUAAGGCACUUAGCCCUAAGCUCAGUGGCCAGUGGUAGGAGAUUGUCAUUGUCCUGGGCAGCUUUCUGGUGGAAAUGUAUGAAUUUGAUGUAGGGCAUAGCUGGAAAGUGCUCAGUUGACUUUCCUUGGAUAAAUAAAGGAUAGACUGAGAGAGGAUAAUACAGUACCAGCUGAACUGCAGUUAAAACAGAGGGACAAGCUUGUCUGCCCCUCACAGGGUUCAUGGGGACGAGCUUCACCAUGUCUAUGGCCUUCAUGAAUACUUGAUUGUAAUUGACUAGAUUCUGAUUAAGUGAGGGGUGAUACUAAGUGUUCAUUGCAAGCCACUCUAAAGCAAUUUUUAAUGUGUUUUCCUGUUUUUAUCCUCUAAUGAUGCUUUCCUAUCUUUUAAAAUGUUCCAAUAUUCAAGUUGAAACAGUUGAAAACAGUGAAACUUGAUUCUUUACUUCUUCGCAGGAAUGAAGGGAAAGUGAAGAAGUUACCAUAGCAUUAUUAAAGUUUAUUCAAUGGUACUUGAAGUAUGUAGAAACUAAGCUGUCUGAAUAAUAAUAGUUUCACAUGGGGGGCUGCAUAGUUUUAUUGACUGAUUCCGGGGUUUUCCCAACUCACUUCCUAAAUAGAUAAUUUUACAUUUUUGUAAAAAAAAAAUUAAAGAAUUUUAAAAAAAUCUUAAAACAUGUAUGGAUAAUCUUUAAUUAAAAACAAAAAUGUUGUUAAAUCAAAAUCAUGUAUUUGUUCAAGUAAACAAUAAACUCUGAUACAUACAAGCAUACUGUAUAUAACAAUGAUCUCGUAUUGGUGUCCUAAAAACAUUCUGAUUAAAUCAUUCUCUUUGUUCUGUGGUGAAAUUAUCACAGACUUUACCCCCAAAGACAGUUUGGACUCUGGACUGAAUUUCCACUUUAUACUGUUUGUAGUUCUCUGUUCAAAGGGAGCUGGUUUACACUCAGCAUUCUGGCCUCACUCUAAUUUGCUCCCUUUUAUAGAAAGCUAAUGAGAAGCAACAAGGAAACCUGUUUUUACUUGGCAGAGCAGCACUAUUGUACCAAGUGACCAAGCAGCAAGGGACUCACUGACAUCAUCUAUGGUAUAUACUGUUCUUUUCAUUUUUCAGUUUCACUCUCCACCUUCAUAUAAAACUAUGUACCUACCAAACUAAUCAUCAACAGUUUUGUUCCCCUUUUACUGUACCAUAAGAGUCAGUGGGCCUAUAAAUAAGAAUGUGCUCUGACAUUAGCUGAAUGGUGAUAUAUACAAUUUAUACAUUCCUCUGACUAAACGAAAGCAGACACUCCCAUCCAGUUGGUAACCAUGGCUGCCCUGUGAUUGACACACAAUCCCCCUCAGUGUUUAUUAGUUACCAUGUUUUGGCACGCGACCGAGUUAAUUCUCAACCAAUGUUGCUUAGGAGGUAAUUACCAAAAGGCAGCACGGCCAGCAGACAAAGGCUCAUAAAAAGAAACCAACACACAGUCAGGUGCCCAAACUCAACAGGAAGUCUCAAGGUUGCCAUAGAGAACAAAGGCACCUGAGCCCACAACACUUAUACAGGUUUUAAGGUUAUGACCGGUGUUUUAACACUCAAUAAGCCUCUGGACUCCCAUCAGCUCAACAGUGCACUAUAGACUCUCGCCAAAUCAUGGGUUGCAACACAAGCCGGGGCGCCACAGUGGUGGACCCUUCUGAAAAGCCUGAGGAGAGGCCGAAGACAGCCACUUCCACCAAGGAGGCGUCUACAGAGGAAAGCAAUGGAACAACAGAGAAAAACAAGGAAGAAAAAACUAGUUCCAGUUCCAGCUGAGUGCCAUCUUUACACCUCGUCCUAAACUCUUCUCAAAAUUGGCCUGUCCGGGGUGAAGGAGGGCCUGUCAGCAGGAGGAGGCGACGCUGCACUACUGUCCAUCAACCUCUGUGUCUUCUGGGCCAGCCACACACAGAAAUGCACACACUUCAGAAAAAAAAUCCAGCUCGUGUAUUCAUAUUUCAGAAACUAUUUUGUGAUAAAUACUGAUUCAAACACUG